CAUGCUGUUGGGAGGUGGCAUGCAUGCUUCUCACAGCGAGUAAGAUCGAUUUGGCAGACCUGGAUCAUGGCCGAAGUUGCCCUGAUCGCUCCCAUUCAGUUUCGAUGGAGGUAGAAGAUGACAGAUCAGCUGGAGCGUGGUCGUGCACUACAGGUGGAGAACCAGUCUCUCAGGAACAAGCUCAAACGAAUUGGCCAACCUACAGACCUGCAAGGUGCUGGACAAUUGUCCCCGCGGCUUGCCCACGUGAUUUCUGCUCGGCCCAGUGCAGAAGAAGUGCAACAAGCAAGGACCUUGUUGGCGUCUCGCUACCAACAUGCCACCAUUGCAUGCAGUUCAGGGGCUUCUUCAGAUGACAUUCGCCUUGGGGAGCUGCUUAGGAAAAGAUUAGAGCUGAAGAAAUGCCAAGAGAAGCUGAAGCACCUGGAAUCUUCAGGUGAAUCAGCGAGACUGCAGUUGCGGGAGGCUGAAGAGGCUAUCCGGGUGGCCCAAACAACGUCGUUGUCAUUGCGUCGAGCGCGUCAAGAUGUUCUUGAUGGUGGCCGGGCAACCUGCGGCCCUUUGCAGCUAGCAAAGGCCUCUCUAAAGCAGAAACAGCAGCAGCUGAAGCUUCUGCGUCUCGAAGCGCAGUCCCCCGAGCUUUGGCCUGAUGCUGUGAAGAAGUUGCAUCGCAUCUUGCAACCUUUCGGAGAAGAGAGCUUGCUGCGGGAUGUUUUGCUGCGUUGGUGCCACGUGGCACUUUGGUCUUUGAGGCGGCUUUCAAACGAAAGAAGAGCCCAGGAUGGAGAGCAGGCAGACACCAUGGAAGUGAGAAUCGGUCCCGUGGCGCUCCUGGAGCUAGUCCCGCAGAACUUCACAACUUCCACCGAGGAAAAACUUGAAGUGGUUCUUGUUGCACGAGUUGACCAACAAGUGCAGAGGACGAGUAGCCAGCAGGUUCAGGGCAAAGCCGCGUGGCUGGAGCAUCACUUCACAUUUGAGGCCCUUUCUUGGAAGUCCACCUUGGAGUUGGAGGUUCUCUCUGUAGGUGAUCCUGACUCUCUCGGAUGCGGAUCAGUGGACUUCCUCUCAUUGACCCCCGGCAAGUGGCACGUGCUGAAGGAACGCAUUUGGGGAAGCACUUCUGGCUGGCUGGAACUCUGGGCCUACCUCACUGUGGACCGCCCUGCAUCGCCCGCAGAGGACGCGGUACAGGCUGAUUUGGUGCCGAAGCCAACCCAGAGGGAGCUUCAGAAAAAGCACUCGGAGGAGCUCGUGCGCGAUGAAGUUCCUCAAGGGGGACCCUCACGACCUGCUGCUAAAGGGAUGAGCCAACGGGAGCUCCAACGGCAAGAAUUGGAAAACUUGCUGGAGGACCUCUCGGAUCAGCAGAAGAAGGAGGCCAAAAUGAAAUCGCUGGAGACUAAGAUCGCUGAGAUGCAGGCGGAGCUUGAAGCUAUGAGAUCUGCUGGCACGUCAGCGCGGCAAAAGCGAGAUCAGAAGCGCCUCGAACGUCAUGGAAAUGCAAAUGUGGCUGGAAUUGAAAAGUUCCGAUCAGCUGGAAAGAGGUUGGCAGAGCCACGGGCCACCGAGUCUGUGCAGGACUUGGCCAAGACCUUUGGCUUUCGCUUUGAGGACUUGUUCAAGCUGGGCCAGGAAGUCAUAGACGAGGGCACCAGCCUUCCGGCCUGCUUUCGCAAAGGAUGUCAUAAUCGCUCGGUGGCUCGGCAUUGCUUGGCACCACAAAUUUGGCCAGGCGAAGAAUACAACAUCUAUGGAGACAGUGACACAGAGGAGAAAUUGGCCCGACGGCAGGAAGAAGCGAAGACGAUCAUUGCCCAAGAGAAGGAGCGCAUGGAUGGGGGCGUUCUUGGACGAAUGCGGAGAGGUGGUCAAACUCCUGGAGGAGCUCGACAACGGGCAGCCAAGCGGAAAGAAAAGAAGGGAGAGGUCAAGGACACCACUCCGGACCCUCAUGCUGGGACGGCUGAAGAAAGGCCUGGCAGGUCGACUACACCACGCAGGACCCCGCAGACCGAGCCGGUCUCAGUCUUGGGUAACUUGAAGGGACUGCUUGCCUUCGCUCAGGAUGGAGAUGAUGCUGCCAGUGAAGAACACAAUGUCUAUGGAAGUGAUGCAGAGGAGACCUUUCCCAAAAGGGAGGAAGAGGCCAAAGAGAUCAUUGCUCAGGAGAAAGACCGUUUGGAAGGCAUGGCGGUCCGCAUGCGACAACGAGGCCACCGGUGAUGGCGGUGCCACCUGAAGCAUCCUUCGAUUCGGAUGGCCAGGUGUCAUGGCGCCAGCGGCUGGUGCAGCCCGUGAGAGAGUGGCCAAGAAGAAAGAGAAGAAACUGGGUAAUGCUUUUGCUGCGGUGAAGGCCACAAGCAGCAAACCUGUAGGUGACUAGACUCUAGAACGCAGGCUAACUGGGCUUCCAGCGUUGAAGUAUGCAGACCGGGCAUGUUGAAGCUUUUUAGCUCAACCAAGGAUGAUGUAACAAAAGCAUUUGGGCCAGUGCCUGAAAAUUGGCAUUUGUACAUAGCCCUUUUUGAAGCCAGAACAGCUUGUGAAAAGCUCGCAAGCCACCUUGUGUUUUACCUGUUCUAUAAGAAGUUCUACUGUAC
This is a messenger RNA of Durusdinium trenchii, 2603 nucleotides long. Lineage: Eukaryota; Dinophyceae; Suessiales; Symbiodiniaceae. The record is from the annotation of a GenBank genome assembly.